Cavia porcellus (domestic guinea pig) is the source of this 2075-nucleotide messenger RNA. It is a transcript of the gene Rgs20, whose product is annotated as regulator of G protein signaling 20. The coding region runs from base 181 to 1263 and encodes 360 amino acids. NCBI's taxonomy places the organism in Eukaryota, Metazoa, Chordata, Mammalia, Rodentia, Caviidae. The transcript is spliced from 6 exons. The record is from RefSeq and is a predicted model, not a curated record.
GGCCCCAGUAGACUCAGAGACUGCUCAGCGUUAGUCAGGUGAGGGGAAAGAGAGUGAAUCGUGCAUUUAUGUUGAUAAAGCAAAGUUACAAGAGUCACCUGGGGCCUUUGUUGUGCAAACUUGCUCAGCUUCUCAUAAAACAGCCAGGAGUAUCUCCAGGAGCAUUUCUCCAGGGUAUCCAUGCAGAAAUUUCUGCCCCUGUUCAGAGCAGAGGGAUAUUAUGCAAACAUUCACCAAGCCACGAACAAGGAGGACCCCCAAGCCAUGCCUGAUGUCAAGCUCCCAGGCUCGCCCGCCGCCCCGAAGCUGCGCAGCCUCCUCUCUAGCCCGCUCUGCAGCCUCGCGCAGCUCUUCGCUCACCUUCUCCGGCGACCGCCCCCCGAAGCUCCCCGGCGGCGCCCGGACUUCUCCCCUCUGCUUCCCGCCCUGUCGGCCGCGCGGCUGCGGCGGGCGCACGAGGAGCUCCCCGGCCGCCGCCUGCUCCUGCUCGGCGCAGCCCUGGCGCUGCCUGGCCGCCCCCCGGGGGGCCGCCCGCUGAGGCCGGCCGAUGGGGUGGUCAAGCCCACAGAAGAGGAGGCCAGCGCCGGGCAGAGUUCGCCCAUGCCCCCGAUGGGAUCCGAAUGCAUGGAGAUGCGCAGAAGGCAGGCAUCGGCCUCACUGGACGCUCCAGGGGACACCGCCACGGCCCAACCAGGAGCGGGCAGUCGGGGCUCCAAUGCGUGCUGUUUCUGCUGGUGCUGCUGUUGUAGCUGCUCGUGCCUCACCGUUAGAAACCAAGAACAGCGACCCACAAGAGCUACCCACGAACUCAGAAUAAACUUCCCACCCUGUGAAGAAAGCCCAGCCCCUACUCUGGAGGAGGUCAGCGCCUGGGCCCGAUCAUUCGACAACUUAAUGGUCACUCCUGCCGGGAGAAACGCUUUCCGACAAUUCCUCCGCACGGAAUUCAGUGAAGAAAAUAUGCUUUUCUGGAUGGCCUGUGAGGAACUGAAAAAGGAAGCUAAUAAAAACAUUAUUGAAGAGAAAGCGAGGAUAAUAUAUGAAGACUACAUUUCUAUUCUUUCUCCGAAAGAGGUCAGCUUGGACUCGCGAGUGAGGGAAAUCAUCAACAGAAACAUGGGCGAGCCAUCCCCGCACAUAUUUGACGAUGCUCAGCUUCAGAUUUACACACUCAUGCACAGAGACUCGUACCCCCGGUUCAUGAACUCGGCUGUCUAUAAGGACCUGCUUCAGUCCUUAUCUGAAAAAUCAGCUGAAGCCUAGGAGUUUUCAACUAUAUUUAUUUUAAGAAAACAAUAGAAGAACUCCAUGGACUGCACCUAGCACAGGGAAUUUAGGGUAGUAACACCUUCUGGAGCGCUACUGGGCUAUUUUAAUAACAAGUGCUUCCUUUGUCCAGCAGAAGGCUAGAUAUUCACAAUGUGAACUGCAGCCAUCCUUAGUGACACUUGUGAGGAAAGCUGGAUACGGCUGCUGAAGAAGCAGAGUAUAUUUACCUGUACAGGAAGAACAGCAUGUUCCCAACAGCAGAGGCAGCAGUGCAAGGCUCCGAACUGCCCAGAGCAUGUAUGUCCAUCCAGCGGAGCAAGGGAGACCACUUUGUUUUGCAUGAGUUCGGCAGCUGAUCAUCUCCUAAAGAAGACGUUUGAGUGGUUCUCAGCUGUCUUCUCAUCCCAUCAAGUAGGGUCUGAACACUUCGCUUACCAUUGCCAUGACAAGACCCAGCCAUAGGCAGAUGUGACCACUACUUGUACAAACAGUAACCCACCUUCUCUCUUAGAGUAUUGUACGUAGCUCCGGUGUGCAUGUGCCCCUAUACCUGCUUAAUGUAAAGCACUGUGCUCUUAAGUGGAUCCGUCUCAAAUGUUUGAUAAGAGAAGCAAGAUUCAGAAAAUUCUUUUGUUGAAAAGAGGUAACUGUUAUUUUAUCAUCAAAACUUGGCAGCCUAAAGAAUUUUUACGGUUCACAACUUGGUCAUGUUUACAACAAACUUUCAAAUAAGCAUAUUUCCAUUUUAUUAUUGAAAGAAAUAUGGGCAUUUCACUCUAAAAUAAAGCACAAGAUUUUUAUCUCAA